GUUUUUUUCCAUUAGAGGAGGAGUGUGUUUUUUUCUUUGACCCCUUUUCGUGACAAUGCCAUUUGGGCCAAAAACAGCCUGAAAGGCGAGAGUGAGGGAUGUUCAAACUCUGCGUGCUCGCGGUUGCUCUUUUUAGAGCUCAUGCUACGGUCCUCUUCGCCAGCCUGGGCGACAAUGUGACCCUUCCUUGCUUCUUUGACUCAGAGGCCACAUAUCUGUCCUGGUACAAGCAGGUUGCAGGUGACAAGCCCGAAAUUGUCCUCUCUUACUACGUCUACUUGGACAAUUCCCACAGCCAUCAGAAAAUGGGGGUGUUCAGCGAGCGACUGACAGCUCACCAAGGAGCAAACUUCUUCCACCUAAAGAUUUCUGGUGUGGAGCUCUCGGACACGGCUGUGUACUAUUGUGGGCAGACUCAUCUCACCGUCACCAGCUUUGACAAUGGAAUAUUUUUGCUUGUGAAAGAUUCAAGCCGACUAUCUGUUAGCCAGCGUCCAACAUCUAUCUCGGCAACUGAGGGGAGUUCUGCUGCCUUACAAUGCACCACGCACCCUGGAAUCAGCAACGGACAUCACAGGGUCUACUGGUUCCGAGAGGCCUCACGGGACUCCUGUUUUGGAAUGACGUACGUCCACUCGGAGAACAGCAGCAGGUGUGCGAAAGUGUCCGAGCGGCGCUGCGUUUACAUGCUGUCCAAGAAGGACGUCACCCUUGCUGACGCGGGGUUGUACUACUGCGCAGUGGCCUCCUGUGGGGAGAUAGUUUUUGGCGAGGGUUCCAGGCUGGAUGUUGGAGGACAGACCCACACUUGGUUGACACCCUGCCUGAUUGCAGCUCUGCUUUUGUCCAUAUUCUUCAACAUCCUACUUGCUCUUGCUUGCCAAAAGUCCAGAAGACAGCAGCUUCUGCAGGACGGAGCAAAUAUGCAGACAAGUGUCCUGGAAGACAAUGUGGAUGAUGAGAUUGAGGACGCUUUGCCAUACGUGGCUCUGGACUUCAAAAAGAGACAGUCCAACAGCAGGAGACAGAAGAGCCCCGAGCACACCAUCUACGCUGGAGUGAGACUCAAACAUGUAGACUGAUGUUUGCAAAGUCAUUAUUCUAUUAUUGUUCCUAACAUUGCUUUUGCACAAUGUGUGACAAAGGGCGGUACACAGAAAAUGUGAUCUGAAUUCACAUGCGAUCUCCUUUCUAAAUAUCAAAUAUUUUCAUGUUACUUGCAUAACAAACUCAAAAACAGCACAUUCGUACUGUUCAAUGUCUUUGUCCCUUAGAAAGCCUCGCUGGUCGGGACAAGUUGGCUCCAUUGCCCUUCCUUAGCGAGGAGAAGCUUUUGAGAAAAACAUUUAAUUGACUUUUCAUUUGAGUUGCAUUUUGUACUUGUAUAAAUGUAUUACAGAGCGAGCGAUCAUUCCAUUUUUUUUACUGGAUGCAUUAUUUUGUCUUUCUAUUGAUUCCUGUAAAAGAAAGUCCCUCCGAAAAUUAUUCUUUCGGGACCUCUCAUGAAAUACAACAAUCAGACCAUGAAUUGAUUAACGUGGACCCCAACUUAAACAAGUUGAAAUAUGUAUUCGCGGUUACCAUUUAGUGGUCAAUUGUACGGAAUAUGUACUGUACUGUGCAAUCUACUAGUAAAAAUUUCAAUCAAUCAAUCAAUCAAAAGACAGAUGGCACAUUCUCCUUUCCAUGGCAUAUGUGUGUGUGUGUGCAUGCAUGUGUAGUUUUUAGGGUUAAUCUUACAACUGACGACGAUAUGAUACGGACACAAUUCUUGGUUCAAACUGAUUCUCACAAUAUUACAUUUUGCAUGUAAAAAUAUAAUAACCCUUUUUAAAACAGGAUACAAAAAUAUCUCUCAGAUAUGUUAAUUUUUGUAAUCAAAUGUCUACAGAUGAUACCCCAUUCUGAAUCAGAAUCAGACAAAUACUUUAUUAAUCCCUGAGGGGAAAAUAUAAAUUUCAGCACAAUCCCAUUCAAGAUCAGACAAACAUUACAGGGACACAGAACAGGAUCGCUGACGGGUCUGCCAACUUCAGGCGCCCCCUUACAAAAAAGGUGAGAUACAGGUAAAUAAGUGGAGGGGAAUGGGAGAAAAAAACAAAAAAUUAAAAAUAAAAUAAAAUAAAAUUUCCGACAACAUGAAAAGUUUUUUUAUUUUAUUUUUCAAAUGUAUAAAAAAAAAAAAAGGUAAAUCCCAUACACAUAAGUAUUCACAGCCUUUGCUCAAUACUUUGUU
Messenger RNA from Nerophis ophidion (straightnose pipefish), 2236 nucleotides. RefSeq lists its product as uncharacterized. Gene Ontology annotation, biological process: response to bacterium. The record is from RefSeq and is a predicted model, not a curated record. The coding region runs from base 99 to 1082 and encodes 327 amino acids. The transcript has 5 exons. Lineage: Eukaryota; Metazoa; Chordata; Actinopteri; Syngnathiformes; Syngnathidae.